UUCGUGGUACAACAAGUUCGUUGGCCGCGGGACACGUGGCUAGUCAGCCCCUCACAUCACAGCACUUCGAAAUGGAUCGAUCGCGGCCAUUUCGUCCCAUAAAUUCAGGGAACUCCAAACUCUCUGUUUAAUAUCCGAGAUGACGUUCGUGGCACUCUUCAUAACGGCAACGAAGCUCGCCGGAAUCUUGGUCACGGUUACCGUUGCCGCCAACGCCGUCUCCUUCUCUCGCUACCGGAGGAAGAAUCUCCGGCGUUUCCAAUCGCCUAUCGACGAGUCGUCUGACAUACUAGCCGACUUCGAUGUUAAUGAAAAUGGUAAGUUUUUCUUUGGACUAGCGACAGCACCAGCACACGUUGAAGACAAACUCAAUGAUGCAUGGCUUCAGUUUGCCGAAGAAAACCCUCAUGACAAAUCAGAGCCACACCUGGGCCCGCAACCUGCUGAUGCAUUAAUGGGUUCUGCUACUGGUGGUGGUGGGUCUCAGCAAGCUUCAUUACCACAAAAGGGCUUUAAUAUCAAAGUGAAGAAGAAGAAGCCUCUUAAGUUAGCUAUGGAAGCCAUGAUUAGGGGGUUUGAGAAGUACAUAGAAGAAGAGAGUGGAGAAGAGACUGCACCAAAAGAGGAAUGUCAUCAUAAUGUAGCCGCAUGGCACAAUGUUCCACACCCGGAAGAAAGGCUAAGGUUUUGGUCUGAUCCUGAUGUAGAACUGAAUCUGGCUAAGAACACUGGAAUAAGUGUCUUCCGAAUGGGAAUAGAUUGGUCAAGAAUCAUGCCCAAAGAGCCAGUCAACAGGCUUAAUGAAAAUGUCAAUUAUGCGGCAUUGGAGCGUUACAAGUGGAUAAUAAACAGGGUACAUUCAUAUGGAAUGAAGGUGAUGCUGACUCUGUUCCAUCACUCAUUGCCACCUUGGGCUGGUGAGUAUGGAGGUUGGAAGCUGGAAAAAACUGUUGAUUAUUUCAUCGAUUUUACCAGGCUUGUUGUAGAGUGGGUAUCGGACGCUGUAGACUAUUGGGUGACAUUUAACGAGCCUCAUGUCUUCUGUAUGCUGACUUAUUGUGCCGGUGCUUGGCCUGGUGGUCAUCCUGAUAUGCUGGAGGUUGCCACUUCUGCCCUACCAACUGGUGUUUUCCAACAGGCCAUGCAUUGGAUGGCCAGUGCACACUCAAAAGCCUAUGACUAUAUCCAUGAGCACAGUGCCUUACCAAAUCCAGUAGUCGGAGUAGCGCACCACGUCUCGUUUAUGCGGCCAUAUGGUCUCUUUGAUAUUGCUGCUGUUUCAUUGGCAAAUUCCUUGACACUAUUCCCAUUUGUGGAUAGUAUCUCUGAUAAGCUGGAUUUUAUAGGCAUAAACUACUAUGGGCAGGAGGUGGUCUCUGGUUCUGGACUGAAGCUUGUAGAGACUGAUGAGUACAGUGAAUCUGGACGUGGGGUAUAUCCUGAUGGCCUGUACCGCAUGCUGCUUCAGUUCCAUGAAAGAUACAAACAUCUGAAUGUCCCCUUCAUCCUUAGUGAAAACGGUGUUUCUGAUGAGACAGACUUGAUCCGUCAGCCAUAUCUGUUAGAACAUUUGCUCGCUGUUUAUGCUGCCAUGAUCAUGGGUGUCCCUGUGAUUGGCUACCUGUUUUGGACUAUUUCUGAUAAUUGGGAGUGGGCUGAUGGAUAUGGUCCCAAAUUUGGACUUGUAGCAGUUAAUCGGGCUGAUGGUCUUUCCCGGAUUCCACGCCCUUCUUACCAUCUAUUUUCUAAGGUGGUGAAAUCAGGUAGAAUUACAGGUGAAGACAGAAGACGUGCAUGGAUUGAGCUACGAAGAGCUGCUAAAGAGAACAAAACACGUCCAUUUUAUCGGGCCACUAAUAAACAGGGUUUGAUGUAUGCAGGAGGCCUUGAUGAACCCAUACAGCGGCCUUACGUGGUACGAGAUUGGCGGUUUGGACACUAUGAGAUGGAAGGUCUGCAGGACCCAUUGAGUCGCUUAUUGAGAUAUCUUCUCCGACCUUUCUCCAUCAAAAAGAAAAGGAAGCCUCAAAGUGAUGAUGCUGAGUUGGUUCUUCUGCCUCUUUAGCAUCGGAUGGCUUGCUCAUACACACCAAAGGCAAAGAUUGGAGUUCCUGAUUGUAAGCCCCACAGUAAUUAAAACUUUCUAAAAGUUUUGAUGUGGAUAGCGGGUUAGGAGACUUCUUCUCUUCAUUAUCAACUUCUUCUUCUUCCUCUACAAAACGACCAUGUAGUGGAAAGCAAAAGAGUGAUCUGAGUCCAACAAAUUUCAUAGUGUAAUUUCUUCCUCAAGCCACGCGAACGUAAGUCAUUCUGCAGAACCCUUGAUUUAUUUUCUACAUUUUAAUCAUUUCAACAAACCUUGAAUGCACACCACUCUCAUCGGCACCACCAUACACAGCUCAAUACGACCAAUUUUUGAUCACCGCAUGGAAGAAAAGGCAUCAACAACACUGUCCAACACUAGCAUUCGUGGCAUUUUUUGUUGCUCAGUUGUGAUCUGUAUCGAACACAUUGUAGAAAUUUUUCUUAUUACCAGUUGGUUCACUUUUAAAGAAAAGAAAAGACAUCCGUAUUGGUAGUGUCACCCAUAUGGCAGUUUGUAUAUAAGAUACUUUGUGCGUUUUCAUAUAUAUAUAAGCUCGAGCAGCUGCCUAUGAAAUAUUUA
Messenger RNA from Carya illinoinensis, 2665 nucleotides. RefSeq names its product beta-glucosidase-like SFR2, chloroplastic. The record is from RefSeq and is a predicted model, not a curated record. Gene Ontology annotation, molecular function: beta-glucosidase activity. The transcript has 11 exons. NCBI's taxonomy places the organism in Eukaryota, Viridiplantae, Streptophyta, Magnoliopsida, Fagales, Juglandaceae. Gene Ontology annotation, biological process: carbohydrate metabolic process. Bases 140 to 2065 code for a protein of 641 amino acids.